Pararge aegeria (speckled wood butterfly) is the source of this 2401-nucleotide messenger RNA. Its product is annotated as prostatic acid phosphatase-like. The transcript has 8 exons. The record is from RefSeq and is a predicted model, not a curated record. Gene Ontology annotation, biological process: dephosphorylation. Gene Ontology annotation, molecular function: phosphatase activity. Lineage: Eukaryota; Metazoa; Arthropoda; Insecta; Lepidoptera; Nymphalidae. The coding region runs from base 209 to 1414 and encodes 401 amino acids.
GUCAAAAUAGAGACAAAAUUUAUUGUAACUUGCAUCUUAAUAUCUAUUAUCUUCUAAAGAUUUUGUUGCUGUAAAAUAUUAUCGGAGUGUUUGGAGUUUUUCUUAAUAGUAAUCGACGUGGCACACUAGUCACAUUAAUUUAUUAUGUAUAGAGGCGUAGUUAGUCCUGAGUGUUACGAAAUAAAAUAACCACAGCUGGUUACAAACCAUGACAAUGGAAUACGAAAAUGACGAUACCUGGCGAAGGUCCAGCUCACCCAAGACGGAAAUAAGGUGUCACAAAAUUCCCAAGAUGUCUACAACUACAGCUGUUAUAGUGCUGGGGCUGGCAGUACUCAGUUGCUUGCUAGGGUAUUGUGUACUGAGCGAAACACUUCCUUAUGAGUCGAAAACAUUACGGCUUGUUAUAAUCUUCUUCCGCCAUGGUGCGAGAACUCCAGUAAUCAGUUACAAAAGUGAUCCUUUUAAGAACUACCAAUGGCCUGAUGGACUUGGAAGCCUUACGAAUACAGGAAAACUGCAAAUGUACGAAUUGGGCAAGAAAUAUCGCAGCUACUAUGCCAAUUUUAUACCCGAAGAAUAUUUUGACAAGGAUGUGUACAUUCGCAGUAGCGAUGCGUCCCGAUGUAUGAUGAGUGCAUACACAUUCCUUGCGGGGCUUUAUCCACCCUCGGAGAGGCAGAUGUGGCACCCAGAGAUUCCUUGGCAGCCCAUACCAGUGCAUUCAUUGCCCAAGCAUUUAGACAAUUUGGUUGCUGCAACAAAAACAUGCAAUUUGCACAAGGCAAUGUACAAUGAACUGUUAGCGGAGGCUAACGCUGAUCCCAAAUACGCGGAGCUCUUUGACUAUUUAAGUAAACACACAAAUCAAAGUAUGCGCAGUGUAUUGGAAGUGGAUUUUCUGUACAGUACAUUAGCUUCGCAACAGGAGGCCCGCUUGAAGCUGCCGGAGUGGACGAAAAAUGUAUUCCCUCAUAAAAUGCGAGAUCCAUUCAUGUUGAGUCUAGCCCUUUUGUCUUAUAAUGAGACAAUACAGAAGUUUCAUACUGGUCCAAUCCUCGGCGAAAUAAAGCAGCAGCUAUUGGAAAAUGUGAACAAUACCAACGUCGAUCGUUCUCUAUACAUCUAUUCCGGCCACGACGUCAACGUUGUGUCUCUGUGGCGGGCGCUGGGCUUCCAUGAACUAUUGGAGCCGGAGUACGGAUCCAGUAUUGUCAUCGAGCUGCAUCAGGAGGUUGAGCAGGAAAACUUCUUUAUUAGAUUGUUUUAUAGGAACAAUACUAAAGUGGAAGUCCCCAUAGAAUUGAAGCUGCCCUACUGCGACGAUCCCUGUACUUACAACAGAUUUGUGCAGCAUCUUGAUACUCUUAUACCACAGGAUUGGGAAGCUGAAUGCCAAAAUACGAGUCACUGAAUUCUUUGAGAGUGAUUACGCGUAUAAUAGACCGAAGCCGGGGUGUUGUAAAUCAUUUUCGGGACUUAGCUGUGACAAUCAAAUUGUAACAUGCAUAGUUCUGUGACAUACAUUGGUGAAUCUUUCGCUUAUAUUUAGUACCCGUAUAUUUAGUAUAUAUAGGCGUCAUAUUUUCUCUAUUUAGUCUAUGGUAUACAAUAAGGUAUUUAGGUAAUUACAAUUUCGUUCCCCAUCCCUGCGCCUGAGUGUUGUGUUCUUAAAAAGUUUUGAGAGUUACCUGUUAUCAGCUUUAAAUGCGAUAUUUUGUUGUAAAUACUAUUAUAGAAAACCAAAUAUUUCCUUAUUCACAUAAAAGUGUAUAAUCUAUGUGCCAUGUUAUAUAAGUGCAGUAAAUAGUCAAUAGAGUAUAAUACUGUACAAAAUAUUUAAAGUGAUAUAUUAUUUAAUCGUAUCUCGAAUAGAAACAUUUAAAAUUAAUUAAAAUUGUCUAAAUAAUUGCACUGUACUAGGUGAAUUAACAAAAACCGCUAUUUCUUUUAAACUAGGAUUGUAAUUCGAGGUGAGGUAAGUGCUAUAGAAGCAAACUUACUUCUUUUCAGACAGUAGAAGGUAUAAGAUGAGUGGACCACGCGUUGAUCACUCAUUGGGCACGCGUCGUAAACUACAAACAACAAUCUAUGUCACAUAAUUUAAAGCUCACAUUUCAGUGAUUAUAAUUUGAGUUGAGUUGGUGUUUAAUCGUUAUGGUGUACAAAGGCCAUUAACCAUUGUUUACUAUAAACCAGUUGGCAAACCAAUGGCGUGCACUUAUCAUAAAUACAAAAGCACUGCAUACCCAAAUUAUUUUAUAUAACUAGUAUUGGAGGAAUUUCUCCUUUUUUUGUCAACUACCUGCUCCAUCUACUACUAUACCCUCAGGGUGAAUUUAAAGCAUUUGUCUUAAUAAAGUGAGUUGAGGUAUAUUUUCAUAAAUACUAAAACAAAGAG